Drosophila novamexicana is the source of this 4304-nucleotide messenger RNA. RefSeq lists its product as uncharacterized. NCBI's taxonomy places the organism in Eukaryota, Metazoa, Arthropoda, Insecta, Diptera, Drosophilidae. Gene Ontology annotation, molecular function: protein binding. The transcript is spliced from 4 exons. The record is from RefSeq and is a predicted model, not a curated record. The coding region runs from base 69 to 4262 and encodes 1397 amino acids.
GUUUUUUUUUUUUUGUAAAUCACACUACACUAUUUUAAAAUCUCUCGAAUAAUUGAUCGAAGGGCAUCAUGGAUCUAUCACGGUAUACAUUUAUGGUCUUAGUUUUGGUCCUGCUGAUACACAUAAGGAACGCGAGGUCCGCGGACGAUGAUGUACUAUUGGAAUGCCAAUUAAUGCUGUAUGCCAACUCGGAGGUAACAUUCGGUGUGGAGACCAAGCUGUUGAUCACGCUGGCUGAAUAUCCGAAAACUACGGUUGUACUGCGCGUCAGCACGGCCAGGUACUUGGUGGCCUAUUGGGAAAUCGGGCGUGGAGCUAAGCCAAUGCGACCUAGUUUCACUUAUUCACGGAAAAUUGGCAACGAUCUGAAGCGGCGCAAGAUUGAGCCAAGCGUUCCUGUAAGCUACCAAACGGGCUUCUAUGCGGAAUUAAAGGCAACUUUCUAUGAGUCGGCGAAUACAACACUGAAACUGGAAGGCACUGCGCCAUUAAAAAAACAUGUUGAACCAGUUCAGGUGGUUGUAUCGGUGUCAAUAAAUACGUUUUCCAAUUGCACACCGGUGCUGAGUGUGAUGCACUGUUCAAAUCCCGAUUUUCCACAGCAGGUAAUUAUUACCCGCAGUAUCUUAUUUCGGGCAUUUUUCUUUAGAAGCUGCGGCCUGUCGGAUCCGAUUCUUACAUGGAGCGUUAUGGAUGUGCUUGGGAAGGAAACGUUGAAAAGCUAUCCCGGUGAAGAUAUGGCGUUUAAUUUAAAGAGCUACGAGCUGCGUUAUCCAAUGCAAUUUGAGCUAUGGCAAAAUCUCUACAUGCUCUAUGUUGAGGGCAUUUUUAACGGCGAAAAAUUCGGGGCACGCUGCUACCUGAAGACGCAGCAGGAAAAAUUGGAGGUGAUCAUCAGUGGUGGCACCAAUAGGGAAGCCUUCAGGGGCAGUAAAAUAACCUUGGACGGCUCGCUGAGCCGCGAUUACUCCAAACGGCCGAAAGAAACACAAUUUAAGGUUUAUAACUGGGACUGUUUCUCAUAUGAUGAUUAUUACAAUACGGCCUGCCGCCCAGAUGUCUCUAGAGUCAAGAAAUUUGGAAUAGCCGCCUACUCAUUUACGUUUGGAUGUCGCUAUAUAUUUACUUUAAAAGUGGCGUCCGAUUAUGAUCCCGGUCUCAAAGCGCAAGCGACGCAGACAAUCACAGCUGUGGAUACUGAAAGUUUGCAUAUUGUGAUUGUAUGCAUUUCAAACUGCUAUCAUAAUAUGUACAAUCCGAUGAACAAGGUGCUGCUUGGGGGCAAGUGCUUAAACUGUCAGAAUGCGCAGACCAGUUAUGAUUGGUAUUUGGACGAUCAAAAGUUGCACACCUCUAAAAAACUAUCCAUGAUUAUAACCACGGACAAGACGAUAGCGUCCCUCAAGUUGGUUGUCCGCACAAAUGAUGGCCGCAGCGGCAGAGAAGUGAAGAGUCUAACUCAGAACAUCCCGCCCCUAGGCGGAACGUGCUCAGUAACUCCGUUUAAAGGCAUUGAGGCUAUCACACAAUUCUUGGUAUGCUGCAUUAGCUUCCAGGCCCGCAACAAUCCCAUCGAGUUUUUUUACUAUGCGGAACGGGUACUGCUCAACAGAUGCCAAGACUGCAGCUGCUCAAUUCAUCUGCCGCAUAAUUUGAAUUUCAUCAAGGUACUCAUCUGUGACAGCUUGUUCACGUGCGUUAGAAGGAUGGUGCGAGUGACGGUAACUCCAUUGAUGCACGCGCCCGUAGACUCACCAGAAGCUUUGAGGAUCUUCAUCACAAAACCACCCAACGAUGUCGUGAAUCUGGCCAACCAAGGGCACAUGUUGCGCUUCCUCCAGACCAUACAAUCGCUGGCCGCAGGCGUUACAAACGCCGAGAGCGCCAUGAUUUUGAUCGAUGCCUUUAAUAAUAUUAAUCUGGAGUCACUCGCUGCGCUUGGCAAGUUGGCUAAUCUGACGCAUACAUUGGCCGUUCAGUUGACGCCGAUCGAUGAAAAUGAACAGGUUGUUUUGAUUCGCUCGCUAACCAUACUGAACAAGAUCUUUCAGUCUGUGCACAACAACGACAUGAACCGGAUGCUCGUCGAGGAGCCGUUUGUUAAUGUGACGGUAGCCUGUGUCACGGUCUACAACAUUAUGAAUCGUCUCAACAGCCAAAUCUCACGUCCACCGCAAGACAUUUACGACAGAUACUUCGCAGCUCUCAAAAAACAUAAGCUCCAACAAUCGGUCGUUGAUAGGCUAAUGGCAAUCGUCGCUGGCUACAAUAAUGAGGACGCCAAAGAACGUUCAAUGACCUGGUUGAACUCAAUGUGGGAAACGGAGCGUCUAUAUCGCUUCCUGUUCUUUGCCCGCAAGCAUGGCAUGCAGCCGGAUUUUGGCGGCACCAACGUUGACGGCUUGUCCCUAGAGGUUAAAUGCUUCAACAUAACACCUGGUCGCACCUACACGAUCGAGACGACCGACCACAUGCAUAAGGUAUAUUUCUCGCCGGAGCUACUGCAGGAAGUGAAGAAGCCGCACAAGAAUGAGAUUUGCAUCAAAGUCAUCUCGACAAUACGCGAGCUCAACUGGUGGUAUCCUGAGGAGAAGCAGCCCAGCUCGGUACUGCUCUCGGUGCGCAUUUAUCAUGAUAGGGACGACUUCAAGGUGGAGCGUCUAUUGCACCACAGCAAGUUGAGCUUCAGAACCAUAAUUGGCAAAUACAAGCCAGCCAUGGAUCGUCCUAAUGUGGUCGCUGGAAAAAAACCAGUAGCCAGUAGAACCAUUGGAACAGCUCGAUUCCGGCCCAAAGCGAUCGAUGAGGAUGAGACCGAGGAUUUUAUCGCGGAAACUGGAAAGUACAUGAAUUGCAUCACGCAUGGAAAGUUGGAAAGCAUGCAGAAGGUGCUCAUUUAUCGCGUCAAUGUGGAUGAGACGUCGAUGGUUGCGGUACGCUUUACGCAAACCACACACAAGCUGCAAGUGCUCCUAAUCUUUGGAGACCUACCGAAACGGCUGAGGGAGUCCAUUGCCAAGUCCGGUUGCAUUGUUCCAGCCAAUUCGCAAAAUUCGACAAUGCUGUUGCGCAACAAUUGCAUGAAAUCGCAUCGUGUUUAUGUAGCGAUACAGGUCUAUGGGAGCUCCGAAUACGAGGCCAAGUUUAGUACUCCAGUGCCAGGCGGACCGGCGUUCUUUUCGUUUGUGUUUCAGCUGCGCAGCUGUGAUUAUUGGAUUUACAGUUUGCCCGGAGACUCGCAGCGUUGGGGGCACACUUACUGCCAGCCCGGAAUGGAGUAUCCAAAGAAGGGCUCCAUGAACUGUAUGUGCACCGUGUUGGGCACCUAUACCAGCUAUGUGUACCAUGUGCCGGCCAUAGCUGUGCCCUCAACUGGUUAUUUGCCCGUCGAGACCCAUUGGUACAUUGUCGUCGGCUACUUUUUAUUGUUUGUAGGGUUGACCCUUUGGUUGGCAGUAUUGUUCUUGUAUCAUAACAAGCGACCCAGCAAGACGGUUGUUUGCGAUAUGACCGGCCUGGAGGAUGAGGCCCAUCGGGAUGUGCACGACGUGUUGGUCUUUCUGAAAACUGGUGGCCGCACUAAUGCACUGACAACGGCCACGAUACGACUGAUCUUUCAGACUACAAAUCGCAAUGAGCUGCAGUUCACGCUGAUGCAGGAUCCGGAACAUCCUGAGCUGACACGCAAUUCCACCUACAUACUCUGGCUGCGGACGCGAGACAUACGCAUACCGACACGAGUUGCUGUUGUCCACAACAAUGGUGGACGGUAUCCCAGCUGGUUCUUGCGAAGAAUCGAGGUGAUGGACGUGCAGGCACAGCUAACGCAGGUGUUUAUUGUCCAGCGCUGGGUGCACCAAAAGUUCUUAAUUCUCAGCUCCUCAAUGGUGCUCCGUCCGGGCGAUGGCAUGAUUACGGAAUCUUGGCGCGAACGAUUCAAUACUGAAUUCGAGCGCCAGUGGAUCAACUGGGGCCUGUGGCAGCCAGUCACGGGCAACUGGCGGGAAAGCGCCGCUUUCGACAGCUUGACCCGGGCGGAGCGCGUUUGCAUAUUUCUCAAUAAAAUGAUGGUUACUUAUUGCGUAUGCGCCUGCUAUAUGGGACCCACAACUCCAGAGACUGUGUAUGGGGAUCGAAGGAAUCUGAUUCAAUAUCGCGAUUUUUUGCCUAUGUUCCUUAUUUGCAGUGUCUUAACCAAUGUAGUUCAUUAUGUGUUAGAGAAACUUGUUUUAAGAAAACAUAAAAAUUCAAUGUUAGAUUAGAAAGAAUAAAAGGAUUACGAAAACAAUUUUGACAAUUAAAAU